AAAGAUCAGCCGUUAUAUAUAUAUUUAGUCUUCUCGAAACAGAAAUAUAUGAAUCACUAUUAUUUCUUUUUAUUCUGUUUCUUCUCAGCGCAGGGCGUCAAAUUAAUUUUACCAUAAACACCAGGUUUUUCAUUGUUUGCUUGUCGCAAGUUUAUCUUUCGCUACACGGAUACGACACAUGAAAUACGAGUUUUAUUGCCCGGGCUAAUACCCACAUCGCGUUUUCUCCCAGGUUAGUUGACUUUUUCGCAGGUGCCCGCAGGUGGGUAACUUUGAGCACUCUGUAUGUUAGUUUGUGAUUAUUGACCGGGUCCGUGAUAACAAGACUACGUUGUAUCUUAAAAACGCGAAUAAAACGCUAAACUUUCACUUUCAAGGAAAAGAAAUCACGAAAAUGGGCUUGCUGUGGUGUAGUUGUUUUCCUUGGGAAGAAAAUUGGCGGGAAGUCCACACCGCGGCAACCGUUUUAGCAACCGUUAAGCACGGAGUAUUUUUGGCGCGAAAACUUCGCGGGCCAAUGAGCGGCUUGCCAGGUGACGUAAUGUUUUGGUUCGAAGGGUGACUUAAUUCCAGAAAAAUUAUAUGAUGGUCGUCAUAGCGGCUUCAGUGGGACGAGUUACGUUUAUUUCAGAUUAUCUAAGACAUAAAGACACGGCCAAAGAAUUUCCAGAAUGGGCGAGCACGUUUUAGGAAGCUGUGAGAACAUGGAUGUACUGUUUUAUGACCAAACAUCGGUACCAGUGAACAAUUUCUCGCGCUAUGACAAGAACGCGUUGAGGUUAAAUCUCGAGGGACACCAUCCCUCUGUUGUACAAGAAUAUAGGGGCAAUGGAAAACUUGGGAUUUACGAGAACUCACCAGAGUUGACCCUGUUUAAAAUGGUUUCUCCCGAGCUGGAAAAAUUUAUUGCAAGCAAUACUGGCCUCACGCCGAAAGGAAAUCCCGGAGCUAUCAAUUCGCCGGAAUUCACUUUAUUUAACCUGAUUUCGCCCGAGUUUGAAAAAAUUCUCGCGAGUGUUCAGAAUCCCAAAUCACCCACGCAGGCGAAAGGUUUGCGCGAGGGAAAUAACAGCGUCAAACAACAACACGAGGCUUAUGUUCAAGGCUUUGCGGAAGCUCUUCAGCAAAUACACGAUCGCCAACAACCCGGCGAUCAUCUUCACAAACAGAAUACAGUACCCGUUGGUUCAGGUACCAACAACAGCUGGGGAGAGCUGCCGGAAAACACACCGAACAACUUUCACAGCCAGGUACACGAGACCUCUUACGAGAUAAAUAAUCCCCCGUUUGCGGGGGUAACAACUUAUGACCAUCACGAACUUAAUCCCGCGGCAUACGGCGGCGCCGUCGUGGAAACAGAGAAUUUUGAGUACGCUGAUGAAACGUUAAAAUCGCAAGCCGGGAGUGUGCUCCCACUACCCCCGAUCGAUUUAGAACUUCAGGAGAUUGUGAAACGUGAGAGAAAGAAACAGAAAAAUCGGGUGGCGGCUUCAAAGUGCAGGAAAAAGAAACUUGAGAGAGAAGCACAGCUCGAAGUCAGGGUACAACAGUUAAAAGAUAAAAAUAUUGAACUAAACGCGGUAGCGAACGCGCUCCGGCAACAAGUAAGUGAAUUGAAGCAACGAGUUCUAGAACAUGUGGCCUACGGUUGUCAGCUCCCUUCCAUUGCAUCCGCGGCUUUCUAGAAUCUACGUUUAAAAAUUUCUUGUUCAUAUACUCUUUGAAAUAUAUUUUCUUACUCUUUCUUUAACGUAGAAUUUGGAAUAUCAUGAAACGGUUUACAGGGCUUCGUUGAAAAUUCCAGAAAUUUACCCAAUUCUUGCAAUUUCGUGUUUGUGAUUGUACCUGCUUAACAUCCCGCCAACAGGUGGCACAACUGUGUUCUGAAGAGCCGGGUCAACAAACAAAAACCAGAGAUGAAAAGUGCUUUUUGCCUUUCCACGCUGCGGUCCCAUCACAAAUACGGAAUGCGCCGAAAACAUUCUCUCAGAAUUCGCUUGGAAUUCGGAAGGCCGGGAGUGGUCGCAUUUGAGACAAAGCUCUAAACACGUUAUUUGCCAUUUUUCGCUUCCAGUAAGAGGCUCUGGAGGUUUUGCCCUUGAUUAAGCCGUAACAGGUGGAUUUCAUGGUCGAAGGCGAGGUGAAAGUGGUAAAUUAACUGAAAUUUCACGCAUUUUGAGAGUACAUUACACUAAAAGAGUGUUAGUUAUCGCAGAUUAUCCAAAUUACUUGGAUGAACCCCACAUUCUUUAAAUAACUCUUUCAAAGAGUCAAACAAGUGCUUUAUUUUUAUAAAUUUCUAUAGAACCACACCUUAGAGUUAUCAAAUCUUAUCUUUGAUUCAUCAGUGACAGAUGAUUAAUGUAGUGCGUGUUAUAAAAUCCCUGAUACAUUCUGAUGAAAAAAAAAAUAUAUCACUUCUUUCACGGAAAUCGUUGGUUAUGUUCAUAGUAGCCUGCGGUAAAUUUCUAAGAAAAUAAAAACACAAAUGCAUGGGCUACGCCUGUCAGGUAACUGUAUAAAACCAAGAAAAGCUGAAGGAGAAGAGAGUUAAUCGUUCAUUUAAGCCAUAUUCCUAAGGAAAGCCCUCUCAAGUUAUUUCUACAUCACCCAUGGACCAAUAUGUGGGAUUUGUUCCGGCUCUUUUUCUCCAUCCUCUCUUUUUAUAAAACUAGAUCGAAAGUAGGUUACCUACGGAGGUUUAUUGUUGACUGUCGAAAACAUUUAAUGGCUUGCUGCUACCGAGGUCGGUCAACCUGUUCUCGCUUACAUCUUCCCGUUCGUUCAUUUCAUCACAUUGGAAUGACCAGAUACGAAUCUUGCAGUUGUUGUUUUUUUCUUUCUCUCCACUCUCCGUCCCCCCAGCAAUGUUGUUUUGUGUUUGCGAGAUAACUCACUGUCUAGUUUUAUUUGACGAUAGAAAAAGCGGGUUAGACAGGGGUUUCGUAUAUGUCGUUUCAAGAUCAAAUCAACGACGUUUCUUACAAUCCGAAUUCCUUCGUGGAACACUAGUUAACAUUGUAAUUUUCAGUGUAGUUUCUUUCGCAAGUUAUGAUGCAGAUCUGCGACAGUCAUUAGAAAACGACUAUAUUUGCAAGUUGAUAGGUUGACAGUUUAAAGCAAUGUAAAUAUCAUCAUCGUCAUUAUCAAUUCGAUGAAACAGGUGGCGUCGCGGUAAGAGAUUGCGCGACUGAGUUUGCUGUUUUUCACCAAUGGCUACUCCUCAUGGCGUUACUUCAGUUGUCACGCAAAGCGUUGCGUGACGAUCCAGUAACGACAAAGCUGUGCAUGGUUUCCAACUAUUAAAGCGCUAAUGUAAAUACAACGUAGCAGAGAAGAACUUGUGAAUGUUCCUCAGGCAAACUAGCUGGCCCUGGCUUGCUGUUAUACAAAAUAAAAUCAACUCUUUGACUAAUGGUUUUUGA
Messenger RNA from Orbicella faveolata, 3425 nucleotides. Its product is annotated as transcription factor Jun-like. Gene Ontology annotation, cellular component: transcription regulator complex. The record is from RefSeq and is a predicted model, not a curated record. Gene Ontology annotation, biological process: regulation of cell population proliferation; regulation of cell cycle; regulation of transcription by RNA polymerase II. Gene Ontology annotation, molecular function: RNA polymerase II cis-regulatory region sequence-specific DNA binding; DNA-binding transcription factor activity, RNA polymerase II-specific; transcription factor binding. Lineage: Eukaryota; Metazoa; Cnidaria; Anthozoa; Scleractinia; Merulinidae.